AUGGGAAGUUCGAAGUCCUCCUAUACUGCAACAACAAGAAACUCAUGUCCUUUAGCGAUGUUUGCAUUUGGAUUAAUUCCAUUCAAUGGUUCAGAGUCAGAUGAAACAAUUAAAUCUUGUGAAAAGAUAAUUUGUGAUCAAAUUAAUCGGAAAAUCAGUCUGGAAGAAGCAUCAUAUAAUUUGCUUGUGCUAGUAAACACAGACGAACCAGCGCGAUUAAUUCACAGAGUUUUAUAUGCAUUUGAUCAUCAUAAACCGGUUAUUAGUUGCAAUGAGAAGCAAGUAGGUAUUCGCAAAUGCAAUCUUUGGCGCCAAGAAGAAGAUAUACUACUUUUAGCUGCAAUUCACAGAUAUGGACUGGGUGAUUGGAAGUCAAUAUCUCAUUUUGUAGGAAAUGGGAGAACAAGAUCUCAAUGCUCUCAAAGAUGGGGACGCGCUUUAGAUCCAAAAAUUGCAAAGAUUCCUUGGUCAAAAGAAGAAGAUGAUAACUUAUUAAAGCUUGUCCAAGAAUUUGAACCGCAUACUUGGGCAAAAAUUGCUAGAAAUAUGUCUUCAAGAUCUGAUGUUCAAUGCAGAUAUAGAUAUAUUCAGCUCAUGAAGAAGGAGCAUUCAAGCCAUCUCCCAGUUUUAGGCUAUCAGGAAGAAGCGACUUCCAAUUCCGAUGAGAGUGCCAAAUCUCCUGCCGGACCUAAUGCAUUAAAUCUGAUGCUCCAAAAUGAGAUCAACAAACCUCAGAGAAUCAUAUUUAUGUCCAUUCCUGCACUUCUUGAUUGA
Trichomonas vaginalis G3 is the source of this 774-nucleotide messenger RNA. RefSeq names its product RNA polymerase II transcription regulator recruiting protein. Bases 1 to 774 code for a protein of 257 amino acids. The record is from RefSeq and is a predicted model, not a curated record. The transcript has a single exon. Lineage: Eukaryota; Parabasalia; Trichomonadida; Trichomonadidae.